AUGGAGCGUAAGUUCGGCGAAUGCCUAAAAUUUGCUAAGGGAAGACUGGAGACAAUAGAGUGGGAUGAAAGCGUUUUGCUCAGUCCAAUCCCGCAGGAGAAAUUUCCUGAUGAACUCAUAAAUGAUCAAUGGUGCUCAGAAUCGCCGAGCAAAGAUUACGAGCUACGAUUGCAGGAAGCAGCGAUCAAAAAACUUUUCUUUGAGGGGUCGGAGCUUCCCGAGAAUGAGCGCGUAGUUCAUUUCGCAGUGAUCAUGGACCUCUGUCAUCAUCUGGGGAGGCUAAGAGGCGAAGACUCCGCCAGAAAACUCUGGAUCACCACAUAUUUCGAGCUCUUCAAGCAGGCCUUGAGUUUUCUCUGCUUGCCGCGAGGCCACCUCAAGUUCUGGCCCUACGUUGAAACCAGAAUGCAUUGGUUUCAAAGUGGAUACGCACCGGAGGUCAAGUAUGGACAAACUAACCUAAGUGCCAUCAAGGCUCCAUUUUCCAAAAUAACAUUUCACAUUAAUAAGCUUCUCUCUACAAUGCGAGAGCAGUCGAAACUUUCUACGCCGCUUCACUACAAGCUGGGAAUGAAAAUCCACUGGUUUUUGUCACAGUGCUUAUCGCCCAUGGAGCAGGCAAACACCAACAGGCGAGGAAACUUUGCUAAAAGCUUACCAGAACAGCUUUGGGAUACAAAGGCGAGCGAAUUCGAAGAUGCCCCUGCAUUUUUCAAUGACCUGCGCAAAGUUGAACACCAGUUUGUGAGUGAUCCCCUUGGAUGGGCAUUCACCGAUCCCUCUCAGAGACUAAGUCUAGAAAGAUAUCUUUUACCGGUGAUAGACGAAAUCUUACUCCACGAAUCUUACUUCUAUGCUCAGAUCAAGCGCAAAAAUCUAAGGUUGGACAGGCUCAAACAUAAGCUGCACUUACGCGCAUCUAUCAGCAGCGGUUCGAUCGCGGUGAGUAGAGACAUGACAAAAGCAAACAAAAACUCAACAGGUAUGAGCCCGGGUAAUUCUCAGAAUGAACCAUUCACUGUUCGUCCCUUGAUGCUGGAUCAGCCUUCUUGGGAUCCUGAACUUGUACUAUCAAGAUUGCAAGAUCCCUUCAACGACUUCUUUCGUAAACAAGUUGUUAUACAACUUGUCAUAGCUUCAAAUCUUGUGGAGCGUGUUUUGGAAGAUGAUUCUAUUAAAGCAUUCUAUUCAAGCCAGCAUUAUCAAAACCUUGAUCCUUCCGUCGGCGGAGAUUCAGAAAAAACACUGAAGGACCUUGGGUACUUCAUAAAAGACCGAGUGCGACGUUUCUAUGAGCAGAGGGAUACAGUUUUUCAAGGUCUUUUGGACCAUAUGCUCAUAAAUGAAGACGCCUUAUUGGAAUUGAAAACCAAAAGAGGCUUCAAAAUCUUUAGUUCAUUCACUUUCCCUGAAAAGGGCCUUUCGGAGGCGCCUAGUCCCAAAUAUUCCUUCAAAGGAUUCGGUUGGUCAAAAUUUGGCAACAAAAAACUUGAUGCGGCGUGGAAGACCGAAACUGGACUCCAAAAUAUCAAAAUGGAUGCUGAGAGUCCGCAAGCCGUAUUUGAAGAGCUUCGAACUGAAUACAAAACCGAAGACACAUCUGUUUCCGACACGGCUCACCAUGAUACGGUGAAGCAGUGGAGGCAGAUGCGUGUCCUGAGGCCACAGUAUGUUUUUCAGCUUGGGAAUGUUGAUGAAAGGACGGGGAUGGAAGGAUUAUUCAACGAAAAUGUGGUAACUGAAUCCCAGAACCACAAAAAAGAGCUUAGAAUGGAGAGAGAAGAAGAAAGCAGGAAAGCUCAUGACAAGAAAUUGGAAGAAGCUCGAUCUUAUUUUGCAAUGAAAAAGAAAAGACCUAUAGAUUCGGUGGAAAAUGCGAGCUUGCCGCCUAGCAAAAAGCAGACCACUGACUCAAGUUCACCUGAAGCGGUGACAGAAGUUACCCUCAACGAGCGAGCAUCAGCUACCAAGGAGCACAAGGAAGCUGCUCAGCAACUUCCCGAAAAUGUCAUCGAGGACCCCGAUUCUACCAACACAAGUAAGCCUUCAAGUGAAGAUAACGAGGAAAUGAAGCCAGAGGAGAACAGUGAACAGCUACCUUCGGAAAACAUUACCGAAACUCAUGGAAAAACAACAACUCUCCUGCCAGCUUCACCGGAAGAUGACAGUCAAAUAAAGGACACAACUGAAGCUAUGGCCUCGGACUCAUCAAAAUCGACAAACGACGAGAGCACACUCGAGGCUGCUGGUAAGAGCUAA
Lachancea thermotolerans CBS 6340 is the source of this 2259-nucleotide messenger RNA. RefSeq names its product Hpr1p (gene HPR1). The record is from RefSeq and is a predicted model, not a curated record. The coding region runs from base 1 to 2259 and encodes 752 amino acids. Lineage: Eukaryota; Fungi; Ascomycota; Saccharomycetes; Saccharomycetales; Saccharomycetaceae. The transcript has a single exon.